This is a messenger RNA of Protopolystoma xenopodis, 234 nucleotides long. The record is from the annotation of a GenBank genome assembly. Lineage: Eukaryota; Metazoa; Platyhelminthes; Monogenea; Polystomatidea; Polystomatidae.
CUGUUUGACAUAGAGCUUCAAAGAGCCGUUAAACAGGUCAGAAAGGGUCCGCAUUUCUCUAGAAGAAGAAACCGAACUCGGCAGGGAGCAGAAGAGGUCGGGCCGAAGACUGGCGGUCGGUUAGACAGAAUCCGGCAGCCUGGGAAAAGCGUAAUGAAACGGCAUUCUCUACUAUUCUCCUCCUACCGGCUUGGCUACUCAGUACCGAGGAGAAUGUUCUUCGGCUUUGCCUGA